Serinus canaria (Common canary) is the source of this 5701-nucleotide messenger RNA. RefSeq names its product RAS guanyl releasing protein 1 (gene RASGRP1). NCBI's taxonomy places the organism in Eukaryota, Metazoa, Chordata, Aves, Passeriformes, Fringillidae. Bases 400 to 2757 code for a protein of 785 amino acids. Gene Ontology annotation, molecular function: guanyl-nucleotide exchange factor activity; calcium ion binding. Gene Ontology annotation, cellular component: plasma membrane. The transcript has 17 exons. Gene Ontology annotation, biological process: positive regulation of GTPase activity; Ras protein signal transduction. The record is from RefSeq and is a predicted model, not a curated record.
GGAGGAGAGGAGAGGAGGAGAGGGCAGCUCCUGCCCUGCCCAGGUGGUGCCCUGGAAAAAAGUUGUUGUGGCUUCCGAGCUGGGCGGUGAGAGCGCGUGCGGGUACCUAGUAAAGCCGGCGGCUUCAGAGAAGAGCAGCCCCAGCUCAGUUACUUCCUCCUGCCGAUAAGAUCUCCGCCAGCGCUCGUCACGGGUGGCUGCCGCCGCCGUCGCUGCCCUACUUGAAUCGGUUUCAGACUCCUCCCGAGGCGAGACGGGAGCGGGAGAGCGGCGAGGCGGGAGGGAGGAGGCGAUGCUGGGGGCCGCGCCGCUCCGCCCGGCCUCCUCCGCCCCGCGCAGCCCCGCUCCCGGCGCUGCCGGCAGAGCCAGCCGGGCGGCGGAGCUGCGGCUGGGACCGGCAUGGGGACCUUAGGCAAGAGGAGAGAAAACCAUCAACCUGCCCAAGCAUGCAGCACUGCCCCUGAAUCAGCGCUGGAGCUGCAGCAGACCAGCCACUGUCACAGCCUCUCAAAUCAUACUCAGAUCAUGAUGGUGCCAUUGGGGCAUCUAGCCAAAGGAGCCACUUUGGAAGACCUUCUUGAAACCUGCAUUCAGUCUUUUGAUUUAGAAGGAAAUGCAUGUCAAAACAACCAGCUGCUAAAAAUAAUUCUGGCCAUGCAUCAGUUUUUCAUCUCCUCUGCAGACAUGCUUCAGAAACUCGUUGAUCUCUAUCUUAAUGCUUUAGAAAAUAACUCUUCAAUGCUGUGUGUGAAGAUCUGCUAUUUUGUGAGGUAUUGGAUUACAGAAUUCUGGAUUAUGUUCAAAAUGGACUCUAAACUAUCCACAGCUAUGGAGGAAUUUCAAGAAGUGGUUCGAGCUAAUGGUGAGGAGUUACAUUGUCGUCUAAUUGACACAUCUCAAAUAAAUUCUAGGGAUUGGUCUAGAAAGCUGACACAGCGUGUAAAGGCCAACACCAGUAAGAAACGGAAAGUCUCACUUCUUUUUGAUCACCUUGAGCCAGAGGAGCUGUCAGACCACCUUACCUAUCUUGAGUUUAAGUCUUUCAGAAGAAUAUCAUUCUCAGAUUAUCAGAACUACAUUGUGAAUAGUUGUGUGAAAGAGAACCCAACAAUGGAAAGAUCAAUUUCUCUUUGCAAUGGUAUCUCGCAGUGGGUGCAGCUAAUGGUUCUCAGCAGACCAACACCACAGCUUCGGGCUGAAGUGUUCAUCAAGUUUAUCCAUGUUGCACAGAAGCUCCACCAGCUGCAGAAUUUUAACACAUUAAUGGCAGUGAUAGGAGGUCUGUGUCACAGUUCCAUUUCCAGGCUCAAGGAAACAAGCUCAUGUGUUCCUCAUGAUGUAAUUAAGGUGUUUAAUGAAAUGACAGAAUUGCUUUCGUCUUACAGAAAUUAUGAUAGUUACCGACGUGCCUACAAUGAGUGCAGUAACUUUAAGAUCCCAAUCCUUGGUGUCCACCUGAAAGACUUGAUAUCCCUUUAUGAGGGCAUGCCAGACUACUUGGAGGACAAAAAGAUUAAUGUGUACAAACUGUAUUCUCUGUAUAACCACAUAGAUGAGCUGAUACAACUCCAGGAAAUGCCUCUUCCCCUGGAGGCUAAUAUGGACCUUGUUCACUUGCUUACACUGUCCCUUGAUCUUUACUACACAGAAGAUGAAAUUUAUGAACUUUCGUAUGCGCGAGAGCCACGAAGUCACCGAGCUGCUCCUAUGACACCUUCCAAACCACCAGUAGUUGCAGACUGGGCCUCAGGAGUGGCCCCAAAACCUGAUCCAAAAACCAUCAGCAAACACGUUCAAAGGAUGGUAGAUUCUGUCUUCAAAAAUUAUGACCAUGAUCAGGACGGAUACAUUUCCCAGGAAGAAUUUGAAAAGAUUGCUGCCAGUUUCCCAUUCUCGUUUUGUGUAAUGGCUAAGGACUGGGAAGGUCUGAUUAGUAGGGAUGAAAUAACAGCCUACUUUAUGAGGGCUAGCUCAAUCUAUUCCAAAUUAGGACUUGGCUUUGCUCACAACUUCCAAGAGACCACUUACUUAAGGCCCACUUUCUGCGACAACUGUGCUGGAUUUCUGUGGGGAGUCAUUAAACAAGGAUACAGAUGCAAAGAUUGUGGAAUGAACUGUCACAAGCAAUGCAAAGACCUGGUUGUGAUAGAGUGCAAGAGAAGACCCAAAACUUCAGUUGCAGACAACAGCCCAACAUCUGCUCUUGCAUCAAGCCUCUGCCCAGUAGGAGUUAAAGAGCAAUUCCAUGGACAAGAAGAAGGAUCAUUCACCUUUCCUAAUGGAGAAGUAAUGGAGCACAGUGAAGACAGCAAGGAUCGAACCAUUAUGCUCAUGGGUUCCUCAGCUCAGAAAAUCUCAGUGAGACUGAAACCAGCUGUGAUUCAUAAAAGUACACAGACUGAUCCUGUACUGCUGGCUGGUGAUGUAUCUCGUAAGCGGAGAGAGAAGAAAGAACACAGGAUGCCAGAAAAUCCUUAUCUCCAGGCAGCUCCAGCAUCCACGUUUCCAAGCCCAAUUCUAGGCCGCCGAAAGGCAUUUGUUAAAUGGGAAAACAAGGACUCCAGCCAGAAAAUGAAGGAGGAGCAUCACAGCUGUAAACCUUCAUACCAGGAACUUGAGCAGGAAAGGAAUAUUCUAAAGGCAGACAAUGAAGGUUUAAAGAUCCAGCUGGAACAGGCACACAAAACAAUUGAAUCUCUCACAAUCCAGAAAAGAAACCAUGUAGUUGACAGUCUACAACACAGAGACUGCUCCUAGCAGAUGAGAGGAAAAUCUCCUGUGGAAUGGAAGAAUGUAAGACUGAAAGAGGGGCUGUGAUAAAGCUGCUUACCAAGUGAACUGGAGAGAGAAUCUGAAGGAUAUUAAGCAGAGAUGUUCACUUUACCCAACACAUUUCCCUUUUAAAAAUGCACUCCCAAAUCUAUAAAAUAAUUUUGACCUUGUAAGGUAGUAUAGCAUUAUCUGUGCAAUGAAAAUAGUAUCUUCUGGGUUUGCUUUUAAAAGGAGUGAGAGUGUUGCUAAAGUCUCUGUUCAUGUUGAAGACCAUAUUGAUUUUGGAGUGACUUACUUGGCUGCCACAGCACACCUUACUGUACAAAUGUUCUGACAAAGUAGAUAUUCGUAAGACUGGGUCACCUCAAAUUUGGCCCAAACUCAGUUUUAUAGAAACAAAUGUGUGAUAAAGCUGAGUAAGUAAAACUGUAGAAAAACUACAUUAAGAAAAACAAUUCCUUCUUGGAGCUGAAACCAAUUAAAAACAUGAAGUGAAUGGUCACAUUUAAUUCCAAUAAUUAACAAGAAAAUUAAAGUAGCUAAGCUAAUGAUAUUUGAUUGAUCCAUACACUUUAAGAUAAACUGACAGUUUUUUUAAACAUCUUUCAGAGCUUUAGAAGUUGUGCUGCUCAAACACUUACCUUUAUUAAAGUAACAGAAGUGAGACUAUUGAGACUUGACAUUGAAUACUGCUUCCAUGCCAUGACUUGGAAGAUUUAAUUCUCCUUAUUUGGCUUAAGGAGUAACUUGUUGUCCACAUACAGUAGAUAUGGGACAAGAAUGAUUGUAUUUCUCUCAUGUCAAAGUAGAUGCCAUUGUUGAGCAGACUCUUCAGAGCCAUAUUAUGAAGAAAGCUGUACAGCAAUCCCUGUGCAAUAGCUACUGUAUGUCAGAGCUCCUAACAAGAUUUCUCCAUUUUCUCUCUCCUGGAUUUCACAUGCACUUUACAUUAAGAGUCAAGAUGAGUGUGCUCCUAUGUCUGUAAAUUUUGUAUAGUAAAAGGUGCGAGGGAGGUAACUAAAAGACACAAAGUGUAUAUAUUUUUAAAUAAAAGUCUUUCAAGUUACUGAUAAAUCUACUUGUCAAAGUAGCCGAUUUGAAAAUUCCAUUUGCAUUCCAAGAGAAUCUGUACACUUAGAGUUGUGUGUUUGUCAUCACACAUAAAAAACAUCAAAAACAAAGUCCACUUAAUGCUCAACACUUCUAAGUUUCCAGUUGCAUUAUAGAUUGAAAUUUAGUCAAUGACAAUAGCAUCUGUGCUUUGUGUUCAAAGUGGCAUAAAUAUACAUUCCAUCCACAAUUUACAGUCAUUAUCAGGUAUAUGAAUGCUUUAUUUAUAAAGUUAAUUUGAAAGUACUUGCCAGUUUAGUGAUUCAAAAUUGCUUGGGAAUUGGAUUGUACUUGCAACUCCAUGUAUAAGUAAAAACAAGUGGAGGGAAAGAGUAGUGAUAGUAGAUUUUCUGUAACAUUACUGUAAAUAACUGAAAUGCUUAGGAAAAAAAACAGCUCUGAAGACUGUGCAGCUUUUUAAACUCAUACACUAAACCUGAAUUAUUAACAAGUAACAUGGAAUUGCACUUUGGUCAGUGAAGCAAUCAGAAUGGCUGUCAGGUCAUGUCUGCAAACUUGGUUCGCCCGUUUUCUGCGAGCUUCUUGAUUUUGUCCUCUUCAGGGAACUACAGCGAGGUGUAUUUCUAAUAGGCAUUUAACAAGUAAAAGUCUAUUUCUAAAACUAUUAAACAAGAUAAAAGUUGAAUAUAUUUUCACUUAUUUAAAAAAUACCUCAGAGGAGCAGCUAAGAGUCAUAAAUCUUGUACAGCCAAGGUAGGUGCUCACUGGUGGUCUAAACUCUGGAUUUGAAUAGAAUUUGUGUAUAUACAUUUAUUUUAUCUAUGAUGGAAUUUGGAGAGCAUGAACAAAACCUUGUAGUUAAAAGGAAAAUUCCCUAAUAUCAGCAGCUGGCCCAAAGGCUACUGAAUAACUAGGUACUUAAUACUCCAAAGUGAGUUAUGACCAUAGAUUUGUACAGUCCUAAGUGCUGACUUAAUGUUUCUCUGUGAAGUUUGCUUGUUCAAUCUGUAAGAUUGAAAAGUGAUCUGUUUGCAGGAAUGUCUUACAGAACAAGUGUGCAUUGUUUCAUGUGUGCUGAAAACUUCCUGCUUCAAAGAAGUCAGUUGAUACCUGGGUAACUUCAGAGCUCUCUAAGUACCUUCAGGUUCUCUGUUUGCCCAAAGCCCCUAACAGUUACCUCCUUCCUCCCCACCCAACCCUCCCCCCACCCUUUUUUUUUCUUUCUUUUUCUCUGAAGUGCUGUUAGUCCCUUCUUUUCACUUUCUUUUUCCUGCAUGAAAGACUUGACAGUGGAACCUGAUUACAGGGAAACUGUUAGAACUGACAAUGCUACCCCUAAAAAAUCACUUGCCUUUGUGUUAAUCUUAAAGCUGCUUUAUGUUAGGAAAAAGAGACACAAUUAUAAAGGCUGUGUAGAAGUCAUAUUACCACAGUGAUACUGAAAUUUACCUUGUCAUGGCUAAGUCAAAUGGAAACCCUCACCUCUACCUUCUCUAGGUCCAGCUCUACUUACCAGAAGGCAGAAAGAACAAGCAUCAUUCCCCAUUUUUUUUUUAAGCAUGAAUUCUGAUUGUUUAAAGAUAAAAGUAAAUAGAUUGAGUAGUAUCAUAAUUAACAAGGCAGACCUACUGUUUACAUUCAGGUUAAAUACAGUUGCUUUUAGAUUAGCUCAUAUAUGUUUUGGAAAUACCUUUUUGUUCUAGCAGCAUCUGUUAUUUUGUUGUAACUGAUCUCUGUGGCAAUUUGAAAAAGUUUAAUGCUGUCUGAGAAGAUUGAAAAAGUGUACAGAUUGUAAAGAUUUCACAUAAAUUGUAAGAUUUUGGUUUAAUAUUUAUAAUAGAAAAAUAUUAAAAUUGCA